Annulohypoxylon maeteangense is the source of this 2343-nucleotide messenger RNA. Its product is annotated as NAF1-domain-containing protein. NCBI's taxonomy places the organism in Eukaryota, Fungi, Ascomycota, Sordariomycetes, Xylariales, Hypoxylaceae. The record is from RefSeq and is a predicted model, not a curated record. Gene Ontology annotation, molecular function: RNA binding. Gene Ontology annotation, cellular component: sno(s)RNA-containing ribonucleoprotein complex. The coding region runs from base 198 to 1904 and encodes 568 amino acids. Gene Ontology annotation, biological process: box H/ACA snoRNP assembly; ribosome biogenesis; pseudouridine synthesis. The transcript has 2 exons.
GAUUUGAGUUCGUGCAUGUUCAUCCGAAAGACAAUCUACUUGGAAAUUCUUUUCCAAAUCAAUUUUGACGCCAAUUUAUUUCGUUUAUUUCCAAUCCAAACGCGAAGUUCAUAUAAAAUUUUGCCAAAUUGGAAAUAUUCGAAAGACGCGAUUUUAAGCUGAUACUUGCUACUCCGUCGCAUUAUCGUCUCCCGGCUAUGGCUGGAAAUUUUGAGAUUCCAGGUCUGAUGACCUCGUCGGAACCAGUCACGGCUCAAAAUCAGCCAAACCCCCAGAAUGAAGCUCAACAGGUGACUUCUCAAGUGACUUCUCAACCUUCCACGGAGAUGGAAGUUGACUCCACAGCCCCUACGGAAAUCUCACUGCCUCGUCAAUCUGAUGAAAUAGAAAAGAAGGGAUCGGAGGAUAAUGAUGCACAAAUCACCGACGCGCCGCCUAGUCCACCUUCGUUGAUCUCGGCAUUAGAGGCUCUGCUUGGCGGUCUGGAUUCCCAACCACAACCACAACCGCAACAGCAAGCAUCAAACGCCACACCUGCCCUACCUAACGGCACAGAACAGAAUGAGCAAACCAACGAGCAAGAGGUUCAAGGUGACCCCGAGUGGGAAGAGGAUUCUUCUCCAUACGAAUCAUCUUCCGAUUCAAGCAGUUCAGAUGAUUCAGAUGAUGAAUCGGAAGAUGGCAAGAAUUAUAAACUGCUUGGUCCCGAGGAAACGGCCCGUAUUCUGAUGGAGAUGGAGGGCGGCUCAGAUGAUGAAGGCGAGGGGAAAACAAAAGGACUCGGCAGUGGAGCCCAAGUUCGGACUAAGAAUGAGAUGCCCGAAGAAGUAGUACCCAAGCCAGAUGUUACUAUUACCCCAGAGAUGACAGUCACCGAGUUAGGCGUUAUUGAGCAUAUCGUUGAGAACACGGCUGUGAUCAAGGCCAAUACUACUGGCGAGUACCAAGUCCUCGAUACCGGCUCAGUUCUCUGCACCGAAGGCCGCACUGUCAUUGCGGCCAUAGCAGACUUAAUUGGCAACGUGAGACAACCCCGAUAUACCGCAAGAUUCACAAAUGAGGAGGAAAUCAAGUCUUUUGGCCUGGAGUUAGGAACUAAGGUGUUUUAUCCUCCCUCACACGCGACGUAUGUCUUUACACAAGCACUUCGGGUACAGAAGGGCACGGAUGCAAGCAAUUGGCAUGACGAAGAGGCCGGCGAUGACGAAAUGGAGUUCUCGGACGACGAAAAAGAGGCGGAGUAUAAAAGACAGCAAAAAGCUAAGAAGAAGGCAGGUCGUGGUGGGAAAGGCGGUGCGGGAGUACGAGGAGGCCAUUCUGAGACGCCAUCAUUCCCCGUAGCCAGUGGUUUACAGUAUGACGACGACGACGAUGAUGGUCCCUACCGAAAAUUGGCAAGGCCUUCGAAUUUUGCGCAAAGUCAACCAGCUUCUUCAGAGACCGGGUUUAUGAACAACCAUGGGAACAAUAAUGGAUCAUUCCGAGGUGGUCGAGGUAGAGGUCAACGAGGUUAUGGUCGCGGACGUGGUCAUCGUGGAGAUUCGCGAGGUGGCCACUCUCUACCACCUAGACCUCCCAGAGGACAAGACUACCAACCACAGUCUCACCAAUAUAACUACAAUCCAGUCCCACCGCCUCCGGUUGCCAACACGACGUAUCCACCACCCGUACCUUUCUACGGUACUCCCAAUGGCCAUUCACAACCCAAUGCUCAAUACCCUUUCCCGUGGCCACAGAACAUUCCGCAAGGUUUCGUCCCACCUCCGCCGCCCCAAUUCACUGGACAGCAAUCGGGGACAAACCCAUAUUAUAGUCCAGAGUUCUUCGCUGCUUUGCAGAGCCAGAUGCAAGGACAGUCUAAUCAGCAAGGAGGCCAGUGGCCUGGACAUGGUGGUACUGGAUAGAAUCCUAAUACCAUGUUUGGCAACACAGGCCCAGCGGUCUAGACCACCUAGAAAUUUGGCUGCUGAAAUAGGAAUUGAGUCUUCGACUCCGCUGCCUAGAACGGUAUGACGGUGCCAUGCCUUGGCGGUUUACGCUCAGUGAUGGAGUACUCCGCAUUUCAGCCACCCUCCGCCUUACGAGGCUCAUCGCAUGCGCGCGGAACCCGAGAAGUGAGUCAUUAAACGUAAUGUUGGGAAGGAAGACCGAGAUGAAUCUCUCCAGUCCUACUCGACGUGUAUUUACUUGAGAGGGAUGUUGUACAUUGAUAAAAUUCGAUUGUUCAUAUUCACAGCUGAAAACAGGCGUGACAAAUACGAGAGAACAUGAACCUACAAGGCAUCAAGGCCUCACGUCUAUAGGAGUAUAGGAAUAUAGGAGUCUAAACAGGUUCUGUAAUAA